UGGGUUCAGAACAAUGUAAGUGAUGUUGUCCGCAUUUAUUUAAAAAAAAAAACUUUCACUGAAACUCAUAAGGUGCCGAUUAAGUACCCUCUCGACACAAUUAUUACAUUCUUCACUCAGGGCGUUGUUAUAAAAAUAUAUCCUAGAAAAAUCCAUCAAUAUAAAAAUAAACUUAAACUAAAUCUAGUUAACAAUAUAUUAAUUAAAACGUGAUCUCCUUGUUGCCCAAAAGCCCUUAAUUAGUAUUUAUCAUUAAAAUUGUUGUUCUGUGACGUCAUAAAACGGGUUUUAUUACUCUAUGUCGAGUAGCGUUGUGCAUCAAUAGGCAGUCAGUUGUCUAGGUUCAGAGGGCCACUCCAUCAGUAGUGCCGGAACGGAACAGUUGAUCCGAACACGAUAAGAAAUUGUGAUUGUUUUUUAUUUAAAUUGAAUUUUAAACAUACAAAAUGGGUUUUGAACUUGAACAUUGCUGCUUCUGCAUCGACCUGAGGAUAGGAUGCCUCAUCAUCGGUUACUUGAAUCUGAUUGGAGACUUCGCUUUGAUUUUGAUGACUAUCUUGGGUCUGACGGCGUUAGGAAAUGUCGGCAUAACCUUCCAUGGUUCCAUGUCGGUCAUGGGCGCGAUUAUUACGUCAGUCUUCGCCGUCAGUCUGAUCGUCUGCACUCUGUUCCUCGUGUUCACCAUUGUCUUACUGGUCGGAAUACAUCAGCACAAACGCGGCCACGUGAAGGCGUACCUCAUCUACACCCUGAUCUUCUUGAUCCUAUACACCAUCAUGUUCUUAGCUGGUUUCGCUGGUAUAGGCCACACUCCUUUAACUAUCGCCAGGGAUGUCAUCUCGAUCAUUUUGAGCAUCUACUUUUUGAUAGUGGUAAGGAGCUACUACCUGACUAUGGAUGAACCCAACCUUAGGCCUGCGAUGUACAACACUGCCUAAGCUUUUUAAUAAUACGUUUAUUACUUUUUAAGAUUAUUUCGUAAUACAUUUUAUCUAACUGUUAAUGAAUUAAAAGUAAAUUGAUUGAUUUUGUGUAAAUCGUAUCUACCUAGUUUCUAAUAAUAAAGUCUUUAUAAAUAAUUUGUUUGUGUGUGUUUUCAUUCUCCUUGCAUUUUUACACAAUUCAUACCAUCGUAGACCUUGUACUCUUCAAGACAGUGUAUGCUGCUUCUGGCUCUAUUGAAAUGUUUCUAAUAUUUGAUUUUAUUGUCAUUUUGAUUAUAAUUUGUAAAAUGAAUUAUUAUUAUUAUGCAACCAAGUAAUCUGCUAUAAAAAUGCUCCUGGACAAAGACCUUCUCAUUUAACUCCAAAUUAGGAUUAGUCAUAUCUAUGCCGGUUUGAAGACGGUUUGAUUCUUGCCUACCAUUAUUCAUCAUCUACCACCAUUCAUAUUAGCUACUGCUGGUUUCGGAGUUUUAUUUUUAGGUUCCAGCUCACACAAA
Trichoplusia ni (cabbage looper) is the source of this 1441-nucleotide messenger RNA. RefSeq lists its product as uncharacterized. The transcript has 5 exons. The record is from RefSeq and is a predicted model, not a curated record. NCBI's taxonomy places the organism in Eukaryota, Metazoa, Arthropoda, Insecta, Lepidoptera, Noctuidae. Bases 447 to 938 code for a protein of 163 amino acids.